Diachasma alloeum is the source of this 4561-nucleotide messenger RNA. RefSeq lists its product as uncharacterized. Gene Ontology annotation, molecular function: protein binding. The coding region runs from base 274 to 4014 and encodes 1246 amino acids. The record is from RefSeq and is a predicted model, not a curated record. The transcript has 7 exons. NCBI's taxonomy places the organism in Eukaryota, Metazoa, Arthropoda, Insecta, Hymenoptera, Braconidae.
ACGUUCUCUUCAACUUCACACACUAAACCAGUGCUGCCGCGUAGUUUAUCGUGCCAGUAGUGCUAGUAGUGCUUUACUUUAGUGGAAUGGAUUUUUUUUAUUUUUUAUUUAUACAGUUAACACUGUAGUGGCAGCACAAACGAAAUGCUCCACGGAAAUAUUCGAUCUUACAUCUCGCACUCUCUUAUAUUGUUGGCAAAGAGGUAUUAGUGAACCUGGGAGAGUUAAAAAAAAAAGUUGAAUAAAUCAACAGCAAAAAUAGGGAGCUGGACGAUGGGAAAUACACCGACUAUAAUAUCACGUAGAAAUUCCUCACCAACAGGAAAUAAUGUAAAACGGGUUCACUGGGGUGGUUCAGGAUUACCUGGGCCUCCUGGGAAACCAAUUCUUAUACCGUCAUUUACUGAAGAUUCUCAACCCAUUAUUGUUGGAAUUCGCUGGGAAAGAUCUUGUUAUAAUGGAGGCUCUGCUAUCAUUGGCUAUUUGGUGGAGCAUCGACGUCUUGGUUCACCCCACUGGGUGAGAUCAUCGCCCGGUCUCUGUUCAUUUCCGGAGCUUACCUUGACCGGUCUCGAACCAGGAUGGCGAUAUCAAUUUCGCGUAAGGGCGCAAAAUACUGUUGGGCUAUCUCCCACCAGCGAGAUAUCUGAUCCAUUGACCGUAACACUCCAACGUACAGAAGCAGCAGCGCCAUAUUUUAUUUCAGAAUUGAGAAAUACAACCGCUUUAGAGAAUGAACAAGUGGAAUUUAUUGUACAUUUUUUGGGAACACCGAUACCCAAGAUAUCGUGGUUCAAGGAUGGCUUCGAAAUAUUCAGUAGUCGUAGAACAAAGAUAAUCACUGAGAAUGGUCGAAGUAGUCUGGUAAUUCAUCAAACAGCUUUAAAUGAUGAAGGAGAAAUAAAAUGUACUGCUGUUAAUAAGGCAGGUCACAUUAGUACCCGGGGAAAACUCAUUUUACAAGCACUUCCAAAAAUACGACUUCCACGACAGUACGAAGAUGGUCUAUUAUUCGAAAAAGGCGAGACCAUUAAAUUAAAAAUAUCAAUCGCUGGACGACCAUUCCCCUCUGUAACAUGGUAUCAUGACGGCGAAAUCAUUGAUGUUGAUGAUAGGCAUAUCAUGGAAUCGAUAGAUACUGGAGAAUACUCUUUAACAAUUUUGGCAGCAAAAAGAAAGGAUCGAGGAGAAUACACGAUGAAAGCUUCAAAUAAACUUGGAGAAGAUAGUUCAUCUUUUCUUGUUACUGUAACAGAUCGCCCUGCUGCUCCUGGAACUAUAAAAAUCAUAAUGACUUUGGGUCGGUCGGUGACCCUCUCGUGGACCGAACCUGAAGAUGAUGGUGGUUGUAAAAUAGGCACAUAUAUUGUCGAAUAUUAUAGGAUUGGUUGGAAUGUGUGGUUAAAAGCAAACACAAGUCGUAGACCUGAAGCCACUCUUGUUGAUUUAAUUGGGGAUUCAGAAUAUAAAUUUCGAGUUAAGGCAGAAAAUCCAUAUGGUGUUAGUGAUCCUAGUGAAGAAAGUGAUGUUGUAUUCAUUCCUCAGACCAGGGGGAGUUCCAGUAAGAGCGCACCAUCACUCGCUGGAGAUGGAAAAUUCCAAGGAGAGCAGAAAAAUUACCGAGGUCGCAGAUUAGAAAAGCAUAAUGAUGAGGAUGAUAUCCAAAAAUCAACGAAAAGAACAAGAAGUUUAACAAGGGAUGAGGGGACAGCAGGCCCUCAACAUUCUCAAGAUUUUCAUCUUAAACAGUUACAGACAUUGGCUUCAAGAUCAGUUUCCGUACAACGCUUGGGAUCAGACAUUGCAUUGACAAAAUCUUCUAGAUCUGAUAGUCGAGUAACUUUUGCCGACACUGUAUUCCUUCAUGGAGAAAAGCCAUUAGAAGAUCCGUUCAUCCCUCGCGCGAAACCACGUUCAAAACCUGAUAGGAAUUUGAAAGCUACUUACGAAAAAGUGAAUGAUUCGACAGCGCCAGAAGGAGCAUUAUCUCAUAAUUCUGAUAAUUCAUCUAUUCAUAAUUAUUCAAAUUCUAACGAACAAAGCAAAUUGCCUUUUUCAAAGACGGCAAUCCAUUCUACCAUUUCCCAAACGAACACCGCUAAUUCAUCAGUUGAAAAACAGUAUGACGAAGCAAGAAACGAUGAAGAAUUCAUGUUGAUUUUAUAUCCCAAUACUGAUGCUAUAUAUAUAGAAAAGAAAUAUACAUCUGAAACUGAUUGUAACUUUGAAAAUGAUGAUGAUUUACUACCUCCACCUAUGUCUCGCUCGCUACCUGAAUUAUUUAGUGCACAUCAUCAUCUUAUCGAAAUAGUCAGGGAAGCUUUUAGUUCAACAGAACUGCUCCACGAACGUGCAAUUGAGCGAUUCCAAAGGGCUUUAGCUAUAGAAGAGGCCAAUAUGAGAAAAGAUGCUUUGAAUCUUGAAAAUUUUAAACAUGGAACACACUUGAGUUUAAAUAAAUUGAGAAAUUUACAUCCACCGAGGGUACAAUUGACUACAGCCUCAUCUCAUUUUGAGAUUCCAACAAUGUGGAAUAAACGGAGAUUGAGUGAAGGACAAGUUGUUUGCAUAAAUACUGAUAAUGCAAGUAUUGCUUCGCAACUGACAGUUUCUUCUGACCCUAAUUUAGUAGAUUUCAAUUCAAAUGAACAGCCUCAAUAUAAAAUUCAUGAACCACUUUCAGAACCUACGAUGAGUCUUCGAAGAUGGGAUGAUGAAACUUUGUAUUCUGUAUCUAAAAAUCAAUUUUUGAAAUUUAAUAAAACGUCACAAGAAGAACUCAUGUCAGAUAAUGAGGAAAAAUUAUUGUCAAACAAAGCAUCAACUACAGAGCAUAUAGAAAAUGAAGGGAGCGUGAAUAGUACAGAAAAAAAAUUAAACAUCGGAACCGUAGCUUUACAGCCCAAAUCCAUUCUUAAAAAAAGGGUUGAUGACGUGUCUGUACCGAGCAAUACCUCAAUAUUUAUCACAGAAGUCAAAUCACCAGAUGCAGAGGAAUUAUUUUCUGAUGUUACAAAGCUGAAUGAUAUACAAUCUAAGAUGAUAGCUGCGACUGAGAAUAAAAGUUGGAUGAUCAAUACAUCUGAUAAUAUGGAAUUACCCGUAAUGUCCGAUACAGAAAAUGAUAAUACUAGUCUGAUGAUGACAGCUGAAGUGGCUCAGAAUCGUAGGAAAUUGAGUGGAAAGUCUUCAAUGGCUAAAAAAGACCCACCGGAAUAUAAAGAAGAUGUUGAAGCCAAACGCGCUGUGAUUGAUCUUUAUACCGAAAUUGUUAAUGCAUAUUCUUCUUCUCCUCCUUCAUUUUCACGCUCAGCGAACUAUACUACCGGAGAAAGUUCACGUACAACGAGUCCCACCCGCAUUCCAAAUAAUGAAAAUCUUCACAAUCACAGCGAUUUUUAUGUAAAUGACCAUAAGAAUUUUAAGGGUGCAAUAACUCACAAUGCCAAUACAAAACUUUCUGAAAGUCAAAGAAGAUCAAACGAGCGAAAAAGUCCAAGAGAAUUUGGAAACAGUCCUAUUGGAGGAAACAAUAUUCCAUCUAGGCCUUCUGGGAUGGAGUUAGAAAGAACUAGUAGAGAGUCGUCUACAUCAAGAUCAUCCUCAAAAACUCGGAAAAGACGUGGACGGCAGUCAUCAUUUGAAAAAAUAAAGAUUCAAAAAAAGACAUUCAAGGAUUUGUCUAUGAUAAAUCCCAAUGAAAUAGAUGAACUGGAGAAUUUAGAGAAACAGACAAAUUUUAAGAAAAAAGAUGAAUUACUGGAGAAAAUAACUUUGCGGAACCCAAAAAUAUCUACUAUAAAUGAUGACGAUAUCAAUAAAAUUGCCGAACCCUUAAUACUUCGAACUCGUGUCAAAGUUCAAUCUAUCAUGAGUUAUAUCACUGAUCUGAUACUUUUUCUUGGUGCUCUUUACAUUUAUCUCUUUAAGAAGGAAAUAUUUGCUAUGCCACUCAUCGGACUCAUACUCUAUCGUAGAAUACAAGCAAAUUUAACAAAUUGGAUUCCACAUUAAUAAAAGAACAAUAUACAUUCAGAAACAUGAGUUGCCUAAAUUGGUCCUCACAAUACCAUCAUAAUUUAUCUGUUAUGAUUUUUUUUGUUUUCGAUUUUCCUAUUUAUAAGUAUGUCAUUUUUGUAUUACUUGAAUAGUUCUAUUAUAAGUAUGACCAAUGUCUUGUUAGGUAUCAUGCAUGUGUAUCAUAUGCAUUAUACCUACUCUGGUUUUGGAAAAGUCAUUCAUUCUGUAUGUGUGAUUUUUUUUAGUAUGAAAAAUUCAAUUAUGAAAGUUACAUUUUCACAAUAAUAGGAAUAAUGGCGUGGACUCGCGCGUGCGUAAUGCUAACAUGGAACAAAUAUCUUAGUAUCUUAUGCGCGCGCCAUUAACCGAGAUGACGAUUUUAGACUAAAAAAGAUAGCUUUCAAGAGAGAACGGCCGAGUUCCAACAUCAUUGGGAUCUUAUUUUGAUCGGGCUAGUUAAACUUCAUUCUGUAAUUUUAUUAAAUUCAAUAGCAAUUCUCAUCUCCAUGAUGGCAGUUAUAAUUUAAAAAAAAAAAAAAAA